Closterium sp. Naga37s-1 is the source of this 2637-nucleotide messenger RNA. The record is from the annotation of a GenBank genome assembly. Lineage: Eukaryota; Viridiplantae; Streptophyta; Zygnematophyceae; Desmidiales; Closteriaceae.
AUGCCCACCCACCUGCCGCACGCCGACGGUGCCUCCCCCGCCGCCCACGCGCUGCACUCCUCGCCGUCGGCCCUCAUGCCUCCUCCAGGGGCCCCCGCCGCAUCCCCCUUGCCCUCCACGCCCUCCCCCUCGCAGCCCGGCUCCUACCCCAUGUCGCGCGUCGCUCCCCCUUACGCACUUGCCGCUAACGCGCCGGGCGGACUGGCAGGUGGCGCGAUGGGGGGAAUGAUGAGUCCCACGGCGAGCGCGCAGCUGCGCUCGUCUGCGCUUGCCAACAACCCUAACGCCUCCGCGCAAGGUGGGCCUUCCCCCUCCGCCAUGCCGCCAAGUAUGGGGAAGGCCGGCGCUUCCCCAAGCUCCUCUGCUUCACUGCCCGCCCUGCCCUCCUCCCUGCACCUCCCCGCCAACAUGCGCGGCCCCCAGUCCACCCCCACCAUGUCCUCGCACUUCUCCCCCUCCUCAGCGGCCCCCCAAUACCCCUCACAGGCGCAAUCCGCGUCGCCUGGCGGAGCCUCCUAUUCCCCCUCUGCGCCACACCUGCAGCAGCAAGGCUACAGCGCCAGCCCAGGGGGAGGCGCGAGGGGCGGAAUGCAGCAGGUGGGGGGAAGCGGAGGGCAGGGGGGAACGGAGCAGGCAGAGCAGCAUGGAAGGGGGGUGGUGGGGUCAAGCGGCAUGGGAUAUGGAGCCAGGGGACAGGCAGGCGCACAGCAGCACGGGCAGCAUGGGCCGGUGGGAGGCAUGUCUCCCUUGUCGCCCACCCAGGGCAAGCAGCAACACUUUGCCCCCUCUCCGCAUCACCACCAGCUACAGCAGCAGCAGAAACAACAACAACUAAAGCAACAGCAGCAGCAGCAACAACAGCAACAACAACAGCAGAAACAGCAGCAGCAGCAACAGCAACAUCAGCAACAGCAACAGCAACAGCAGCAGCAACAGGCGAAGGCGGCACAGGCAGCACAGCAGGCGGCUGGCAGGGUGCCAGGGCGACCAGGUGCUGCUGCUGCAGGCAGCGGCUCAGGGGAGGCCGCAACUGGUGCAGGCAAUGCUGCUCACGCCAAUGUGGAGGGCAAGAAGCUUCUGGGAAAGAGGACUUUGCAGGAACUGGCAAAGCAGGUGGAUGCGCGCAUGCAGCUGGACCCCGAGGUGGAGGAGGUGCUGCUAGACCUCGCCGACGACUUCAUCCAAUCCGUGACGGCGUUUGGUUGCCAGCUGGCGAGGCAUCGCAAAUCGCAGGUGUUGGAGGCAAAGGACGUUCUGCUGCACCUCGAGCGCAGCUGGCACAUGCGCAUCCCUGGCUUCACGGGUGACGACUACCGCGUCUACAAGCGCCCUCCUGUCACGGAGGCACAUCGCCAACGCCUCGCAGCAGUUCGCCGCUCUGCAGCCAUCGCAGCCAACGAGGCUCACGCCUCGCCCGCUGCUGCUGCUGGCCCCGGCUCCACCGGUCCCCAUGGCCACACUGCUGCUGCAGCAGCACAUGCAGCACAGGCUGGCGGGUUUGAGCAGGGAGCACAUGCGAGCAUGGCGAAGCUAGCAUCUCCCAACUUCAAGGGACCCGGAGGAGCAUCAGGGCCGUUGAGUCUGCAACCAAGCAACGCGCAGUCGCUGGCAUGGCGCGAAUCGCGGCACGCACCUCUGCCGCUGGCUCCCUCGCCCAUGCGGCAAACGCGGAGAGGGCGGUGGGCUGUUGGCGCGGCGAAGGAUGGGGAGGCGGAGGGGGCAGGGGCGGAAGGGGCAGGGGCGAAGGGGGCAGGGGCGGAGGGGGCAGAGUCGUCGACUGCGUUGACAGCCGUAGAGGCGCAGCCGGUCGAGAGGCGACCAGAUAACUGGGUGAGUCCGGCGCUGCUGCAGGAGAUGGGGGAGGAGGAGCGCACGCCGAUUCAGAAGUGGCUGAACCCGGGGCAGGACGAGUUGCCGGACGACGUGCCCAUGAGCAUCUGGGACCACCUGGAGGAGCUGCGCGAGCGCGUGCUGGUGUCCGUGGGCGCCGUGGGCGGCGCCAUCCUGCUCUGCUUCUUCUACAGCCGCGACCUCGUGGUGUUCCUCGAGGCCCCCGUGUACGCCCAGGGCGUGCGCUUCCUGCAGCUCUCGCCGGGGGAAUACUUCUUCACCACGCUCAAGGUGGCGGGGUACUGCGGGCUGCUGCUGGGCGGGCCGGUGAUUCUGUACGAGGUGAUAGCGUUUGUGGUGCCGGGGCUGACAGCCAGCGAGCGGCGCUUCCUGGCGCCCAUAGUGUUUGGGUCGUCGGUGCUCUUCUACUCGGGCAUUGCCUUCAGCUACUCCGUGCUCACGCCCGCCGCACUCAACUUCUUCAUCUCGUACGCCGAGGGCGUAGUGGAGUCGCUGUGGUCCAUCGACCAGUACUUCGAGUUCGUGCUGCUCCUCAUGUUCUCCACCGGCCUCUCCUUCCAGGUGCCGGUGAUCCAGCUGCUGCUGGGGCAGCUGGGGCUGGUGACGGCGGAUCAGAUGCUGGGCAUCUGGCGCUACGUGGUGGUGGGGGGAGUCACAGCCGCCGCCGUGCUCACGCCCUCCACCGACCCGCUCACGCAGUGCCUGCUGGCGGGGCCCCUCAUCGGCCUCUACAUGGGCGGCGCCUACCUCGUCAAGCUGCUCGAAGGCUCCAAGUCCACCGCCUAG